GGUUCCUGGUAUGAACCUUCCAGUUGUUGAUGAACAGCGGGUCGAUGUUUCAAAGGUUGCUUUGGAUUUUUUGGUGCUCUGCGGGACACUGACCUGAAUUCAGCUCAGACUGCACACAUCUCGCUGCCUGAAUCCUCACAGCCAUACCUACUCAGGAUGAGGACUGUGGGCCACUUAUUGAUUCUGGCAAUGCUGCCUUUACUAUGCAAAGCUCAGCUUCUGGACAUCUGCAACGCCCGACCCAAAGACCUCGCUCUGGAACCGCUCUGCGUCCACCGCGGCCCUCAUCCAGACGAGCCCGACAAACUGACCCCGGAACCCCGACACGUCAACCCCAGAGUAUGGGAGCUGUCUAAGGCCAACAGCCUCUUCGCCCUGUCUCUGUACAAACAGAUGGCCCUCAGCAGGACCCCCGAAAGCAACAUCUUCAUGUCGCCCCUCAGCAUCUCCACCGCCUUUGCCAUGACUAAACUGGGAGCCUGCAACAGGACACUGGUGCAGAUCAUGAAGGUGUUUCAGUUUGACACCAUCAAGGAGAAGACGUCUGAUAUGAUCCACUUCUUCUUCGCCAAACUGAACUGCCGUCUGUACAGGAGGAAAGACAAGACCACAGUACUGGUCUCCGCCAACCGCCUGUUUGGGGACAAAUCGCUCUCUUUUAACCAGACGUACCAGAACAUCAGCGAGGCCGUGUAUGGGGCAAAACUGAUGCCUCUCAACUUCAAGACAAACCCAGAUGCGGCUCGGAUGACCAUCAACAACUGGAUCUCCAACAAAACAGAGAACAGGAUCCAGGACACGCUGCCAUCAGGGGCAUUGGACUCCAACACAAUUUUGGUUCUUGUCAACACCAUCUUCUUCAAGGGUCAGUGGAAAAACAAAUUUCCCAAAGAGAACGUGAUUGCCUCAGACUUCUACGUCGAUGAGAGUCCCAUCUGCCAGGUCAACAUGAUGUUCCAGGAAAUCAAAUUCAACUACAAGGACUUGCCCGAUGAGAAGGUGCAGCUACUGGAGAUGCCAUACAGAGGAGAUGAGAUCACUAUGGUGAUCAUCCUGCCAAACAGAGGCCAUCCGCUCAGUCAGGUGGAGGAGAAUCUGGACCAGAACAAGCUGAACAGCUGGUUGGACCAGAUGAGAGAGACCACCGUCUCUGUCACCAUGCCUCGCUUCCGGGUGGAGGACAGCUUCAGUCUGAAGGAGAAGCUGCAGCAGAUGGGACUGACCGACCUGUUUAACCCAGAAAGGGCCAGCCUGCCAGGAAUCCUGGAGCACGGCCACACCUUUAUCUCUGACGCCUACCACAAAGCCUUCCUGGAGGUAAACGAGGAGGGAAGUGAAGCCGCCGCCACCACAGUUGUUAUGGCCGUAGGACGCUCCUUUAACCACAACCGCGAGUUUUUCCAGGCUGACCAUCCAUUCCUGGUGAUCAUUAGAGAGUCAACCCUCAACGCGGUGCUGUUCAUCGGCCGUGUGUCCAACCCUUGUGGACAAUAAAACUGCUCAGCCCACGAUGCUGUCAACAUCUCUGCUGCUUUAAAAAUCAUUCAAAGCUCUUGUGCUUUAAGGGUGUGUAUGACACCACUGGUCAAAGAUUUAUGAACAUCAAUUUUACACUUUUCCAAAAUAUUUAUUAGACAUCCAUAGUAAGGAUUUUAGAUGAGCCUAAUUAAAACAUUCCUGUAUUAAACUUGCUUUCUAAUGCA
Messenger RNA from Girardinichthys multiradiatus, 1703 nucleotides. RefSeq names its product serpin peptidase inhibitor, clade C (antithrombin), member 1 (gene serpinc1). Gene Ontology annotation, molecular function: serine-type endopeptidase inhibitor activity. The record is from RefSeq and is a predicted model, not a curated record. The transcript has 8 exons. NCBI's taxonomy places the organism in Eukaryota, Metazoa, Chordata, Actinopteri, Cyprinodontiformes, Goodeidae. The coding region runs from base 157 to 1494 and encodes 445 amino acids.